This is a messenger RNA of Mollisia scopiformis, 1937 nucleotides long. Its product is annotated as protein phosphatase-like protein 2C. The record is from RefSeq and is a predicted model, not a curated record. The transcript has 7 exons. Bases 191 to 1471 code for a protein of 426 amino acids. Gene Ontology annotation, biological process: protein dephosphorylation. Lineage: Eukaryota; Fungi; Ascomycota; Leotiomycetes; Helotiales; Mollisiaceae. Gene Ontology annotation, molecular function: cation binding; protein serine/threonine phosphatase activity.
AUAUCGCAGUGCUGCGAAGAGUUGAAAAUGUGCGCAUGGAUAUCUGCAGGAUACAUGUCCAUGCUGGAACAAUUUGAGUGAUCUGGGAUGAUGGAAUAGUCUCUACUAUAUCCAGAGCCUUCUUUUUUAUGCCUUCGAUUUGACAUCGGCGAGCGGUGGCGAUGAGCGGUUAAUAUUUGGUGUAUCGUCUAUGCAAGGAUGGCGAAUUAGCAUGGAGGAUGCCCACGCAGCUGUCCUCGAUUUGCAGUCUGCUUCCGAAGAUGGCAAGGAGACGAAGCCAGCUAGUGGAGAGACGAGACUUUCAUUCUUCGGAGUGUAUGACGGUCAUGGAGGAGAUAAGGUUGCCCAGUUUGCGGGAGAGAAUAUCCACCAGAUCAUCGCGAAGCAGGAUGCUUUCAAGAAAGGAGAUAUCGAACAAGCCUUGAAGGAUGGUUUCCUGGCCACAGACAGAGCAAUCCUGAACGACCCACGGUACGAGGAAGAAGUUUCCGGGUGCACCGCUUCAGUUGGAAUUGUCUCUGCAAAGAAGAUAUACGUGGGCAAUGCUGGAGAUUCUCGAAGUGUUCUUGGUGUGAAGGGAAGAGCUAAGCCUUUGUCUUUUGACCACAAGCCGCAGAACGAAGGCGAGAAAGCAAGAAUUACUGCUGCCGGUGGUUUCGUGGACUUCGGUCGAGUGAACGGCAAUCUGGCAUUGUCUAGAGCCAUUGGUGAUUUUGAGUUCAAGAAGAGCGCUGAACUAGCACCUGAACAGCAAAUCGUCACCGCUUUCCCAGAUGUUACUGUGCAUGAAAUCUCUGACGACGACGAAUUCUUAGUUGUUGCUUGUGAUGGAAUCUGGGAUUGCCAAUCUUCACAAGCAGUCGUUGAAUUUGUUCGCAGAGGAAUUGCAGCAAAGCAGGAGCUCUCUAAGAUCUGCGAGAACAUGAUGGACAACUGUCUUGCAUCAAACUCCGAGACUGGUGGUGUCGGUUGUGAUAAUAUGACCAUGAUUGUUAUUGGACUCCUCAGAGGAAAGACCAAGGAACAAUGGUAUGAGGAGAUCGGAAAGCGUGUCGCGAAUGGAGAUGGCCCUUGUGCUCCUCCAGAGUAUGCUGAAUUUCGCGGUCCUGGUGUGCACCACAACUUCGAUGAUAGCGAUAGUGGCUACGAUGUCGACAUGGAUCAGAAGUCGAAGGGAUUUGGAAGCAACCAACGAGGCCGCAUCAUUCUCCUGGGCGAUGGCACCGAGGUGCUCACUGAUUCAGAUGACACCGAGAUGUUUGAUCACACCGAGGAAGAUCAAGAUCUCGCUAGCCAAGUUUCCAAGGCACCAGUCGCAAUAACACAAGAACCAGAUUCGAAAGUGGCUUCAAAGGAGUCUGUUAACCCCUCUGAACCUCAAUACAAGAGCGCCGUCGAUGAAGUUCUUCCCAAAUCCACCCAAUCAUCAGAGAAGAAAGCAGAGGCCGGUUCUGAUAGCAAGGAGAAGUAACGAGACGAUACCCCAAUUCUUUCGGAGAAGUUUUACUUGGAGUAAACCUUACAUCACCCGCCGAAUUUCUAAGAAACUGAUGAAGAUGGUUAUCUAUUUGCAGCGUAGCUUGGAAUUGACGCUUGCUUGUGCUUGUAUAGCAGAGUCAAAUGCAGCUACUGCGUUUUACCUCCUCUCAGCCGCUUGAAUGAGCUGGUAGGUUUCUGAGGGAGGCAUAAAGUACAGCACUUCCCAGCAUUGCAGCAUUUGGCAUCUCACAGGGGCGGCGGGAUUUCUUCAUUUUCAUUUUCUGUUUACGAUCUCCAUCACGCAGCGAGUUUAUGUCAGAGUCUCUUUUCUUUUGCAUCGCAGUCUUACGAAAACGGAAGGAUGGGUUCUAGAUUAUGGGUAGCAGUUACUUUUACUGAGGACUGCUAAUUGAGAACUAAAGCUUUUCAAAACUUGUGCCAACUUCCAUCGCCUGCAA